This is a messenger RNA of Penicillium coprophilum, 582 nucleotides long. RefSeq names its product P-loop nucleotide/nucleoside kinase family protein. Lineage: Eukaryota; Fungi; Ascomycota; Eurotiomycetes; Eurotiales; Aspergillaceae. Bases 1 to 582 code for a protein of 193 amino acids. The record is from RefSeq and is a predicted model, not a curated record. The transcript has 2 exons.
AUGGCCGAAUCUACACUCAGCUUCGAUACGCCCGAGGCGCUCAGCCCUUUUUUACGCCGUACAAAUAGUGAUCCUCGACCUGUUGUUAUGAUGACUUGUGGACUGGCUGGGUCUGGAAAGUCAUCACUUUCUAAAUGGAUGUUAUCCAGUCAUCCCUCUUUCAAACGGCUCUCCAUUGACUUAUACAUAUACACCAAAUAUGGGCUUUAUGGUCUUGAUUACCCACAAGAUAAAUACAACAAAUAUCAAAAUGAGGCCGAGAGCGCUCUCCGACAUGAGUUAGUGCAGCUACUUCGACAUGGCUGUGAGGAUGUAAUCCUGGAUUUCUCUUUCGCAUUUCAAGAGACUCGAGAUCAAUGGAAGAGGCUGAUAGAAGAGGCUGGGGGCCGGUGGGUGCUUGCGUAUCUUGACGUCGGUGCUGAUGAAUUGCGGCGACGAGUCAGGGCAAGGAAUCAGUUGGCCAUCAAAGAUGGGGACUCAGCUUUUGUUGUGACAAAUGAAAUUCUAGAGAGCUUCAUUGCUGGAUUUGAGAGGCCUAUCAGGGAGGGUGAAGUUGUAUUAAAGUUAGAUACACUUUUGUGA